Bombyx mori (domestic silkworm) is the source of this 3974-nucleotide messenger RNA. It is a transcript of the gene Apn4, whose product is annotated as aminopeptidase N. Gene Ontology annotation, biological process: peptide catabolic process; proteolysis. Bases 664 to 3513 code for a protein of 949 amino acids. Gene Ontology annotation, molecular function: metalloaminopeptidase activity; peptide binding; zinc ion binding. Gene Ontology annotation, cellular component: cytoplasm. The record is from RefSeq and is a predicted model, not a curated record. The transcript has 16 exons. Lineage: Eukaryota; Metazoa; Arthropoda; Insecta; Lepidoptera; Bombycidae.
CUGCGAAGCACGACUCUUGCUAGGGCCAGUGUUAGGUUAGGUAAGGUUAGGCCAGUGCUCCGCGGAGAUCGGCGUCGUUGGUCGUCGACUAUCGCCCCGACGACCCGUCGGUCGGGCGUCCUCGGGGUGGCGCCGCGUGUCUGGUUGUAGUGUUGACCGCGGGAACCCCCCUACUCGGACCGGGUUCUGACCCCGGACGGAGAUAGUACGUCGGGUGUAAGAGUGCAGGGGAGUCGUUUAGUGCGGUACGACCUCAAAACUCUUUGGACCGGCGCUCUGCUCCCAACAUCAGCAGAUCGUCAAGUUCCACAUAGCUCGCGCGCCCCCUCAGGCGCGGGGAUCUCGUAGGAGGCCCCAGGCCCGAAAAAAAAGGCUAGGUCAAGUGCGUUAGGGUACGUUAGGGUUACGCUGACAUAGCCUCUCAAGGCUAUCAGCUUAGGUACGAAAAAAAGGUAUAGUAUGUUCGGUGCGGCCUGCAUUCCGACGUUUCACUUCCAAAUAUUGAUACUACAAAUUAAUCUUUAGUGAUAAUUUAUAAUUUCGAACUUGUUUCCGAUAAGUUGAAAAGAAUUAUUCACUGACGAUAAACGGAUAAUAAAUGAUAAAUACAUAAUUUGGUUUAUUGUAUAGUUUAGUUGGUCGUGCGGUGGUGAGCUGCGCGCUAUGGGUACAAUGCUGCUGCCCACUGUACUAUGUAUCCUAAUUGGAACCGGCCUCGCCGUCCCCAUGGACGAGCUGAGGUCCAACCUCGAGUGGAUGGACUACAGCACCAACGUGGCCGAGUCAGCUUACCGACUCCUCGACACUAUCCAGCCUAGAACUAUGAGAGUGGACCUAGAUGUCUUCUUAAACGAAGCUAGGUUUGAUGGUAUCGUUAGCAUGGAUAUUGAGGUUCUAGCGAGCAACAUUGAACAGAUCGUGUUCCACCAGAACGUGGUCUCUAUCCAGGGUGUGAAUUUGGUUACCGCCCGUGGUGAUCCAGUGGGAUUAAAAUUCCCGGAUCCGUUCACUAUUGACAGACAUUACGAGCUCCUGCUGAUCAACCUCGCCCAACCAAUCGCUGCUGGUAAUUACACCGUCACAGUGAGGUAUCGCGGUCAAAUCAAUACCAAUCCUGUUGAUAGAGGUUUUUACCGAGGUUACUAUUACGUCAACAAUCAGCUCAGAUAUUAUGCUACCACACAAUUCCAGCCAUUCCAUGCUAGGAAGGCCUUCCCGUGCUUCGACGAGCCCCAGUUUAAAUCAAUAUACAUCAUUUCAAUCACCCGAGACAGGAGCCUUAGUCCGACAUACUCGAACAUGCCUAUAUCUAACACAGAAACCCCUUCUACCAACCGCGUCAAAGAGACGUUCUUCCCAACUCCCAUCGUCUCUUCUUACUUGGUAGCGUUCCACGUAAGCGAUUUUGUUGAAACCAGUCUCACCGGUACCGACUCUCGUCCAUUCGGAAUAAUUUCUCGCCAAGGUGUAACGUCUCAACAUGAAUAUGCCGCCAAAAUCGGUUUGAAGAUUACCGACAAACUUGAUGAUUACUUUGGAAUCUUGUACCACGAGAUGGGUCAGGGUACGAUUAUGAAGAACGAUCACAUUGCCUUACCUGAUUUCCCAUCUGGUGCGAUGGAGAACUGGGGAAUGGUUAACUACAGAGAAGCGUACCUGCUCUACGAUCCACAGCACACGAAUUUAAUCAAUAAGAUCUUCAUCGCCACCAUCAUGGCUCACGAAUUAGCUCACAAGUGGUUCGGCAACCUUGUCACAUGUUUCUGGUGGAGCAACUUGUGGCUCAACGAGUCCUUUGCUAGCUUCUACGAAUACUUCGGUGCUCAUUACGCGGAUCCUUCUUUGGAACUAGACGACCAAUUUGUUGUGGACUACGUACACAGUGCUCUGACGUGGGAUGCCGGAACUGGUGCGACGCCGAUGAACUGGACCGAAGUGUCUAAUAAUUCAUCGAUCUCUUCCCACUUCAGUACAACAAGCUACGCCAAGGGCGCUUCGGUUCUCAGGAUGAUGGAGCAUUUCCUCGGUUCCAGAACUUUCAGGAACGGCCUGAGAUACUACCUCAGAGACAAUGCUUACGGCAUUGGUACUCCUGCGGACUUGUACGCCGCUUUGAGAAGAGCUGCCUCUGAAGACCACGUUUUCGCUCGUGACUUCCCUAACGUCGAUGUCGGAGAAAUUCUAGACAGCUGGGUCCAAAAUCCAGGGUCACCCGUCAUUAAUGUAGAAUUUAACACAAACAAUGGCGUUAUCACUUUGACUCAGGAGCGUUUCCUCCUCACUGGAUCACGAGACCAGCUUUGGCGAAUUCCUAUCACCUGGACUGAUGCAACGACCCGUAAUUUCUCCAACACCAGACCCAGCUUAAUUAUGAACACCAGAACUGUCAACAUCCAGGGUAACGCCGGCCAACACUGGGUGAUGUUGAACAUCGCUCAAUCUGGUUUGUACCGUGUCAACUAUGACGACAGCACUUGGCAGCGAAUUGCUGCUUUCCUCCGAACCAACAGAGAGGCAGUUCACAAACUAAACAGAGCUCAAAUCGUCAACGACGUUUUGUUCUUCAUUCGAGCUGGUAAGAUCACCACGUCUCGCGCUUUCGACGUGUUAUCAUUCCUGGAAAAUGAGAGAGACUAUUACGUUUGGGCUGGCGCUAUCACGCAACUCGAAUGGAUUCGCAGGAGACUGGAACAUUUGCCUCAAGCGCAUGAAGCUUUCACAGCUUACACUCUGGAUCUUCUUAGAAACGUGAUCAAUCACCUGGGAUACAACGAACGCGCAACCGACUCCACAUCAACCAUUCUCAACAGAAUGCAGAUCUUGAACCUCGCCUGCAACCUCGGGCAUUCCGGCUGCAUCAGCGACAGUCUUCAGAAAUGGAGACAGUUUAGGAACAAUCCGACCAAUUUGGUCCCAGUGAAUUCUCGGCGCUACGUGUACUGUGUUGGUGUUCGUCAAGGCAACUCCAGUGACUACAACUUCCUCUUCGAGCGGUACAAUGCUUCCCAGAACACAGCCGACAUGGUCGUUAUGCUGCGAGCUCUCGCUUGUACUAGAGACACAAACUCAUUGCAACAUUACAUGUUCCAGUCAAUGCACAACGAUAGGAUCCGCAUCCACGACCGUACGAACGCCUUUAGUUAUGCUCUACAAGGCAACAGGGAGAAUUUGCCUAUCGUUCUCAACUUCCUGUAUCAAAACUUUGCGGCUAUUCGCACCAGCUACGGAGGUGAAGCUCGUCUCGUCACAGCUGUUAAUGCAAUAUCUGGGUUCCUAACUGAUUUCGCAAUAAUAAGAGAGUUCCAAUCUUGGGUAUACGCCAACCAGCUAGCUCUCGGCACCGCCUUCUCCACAGGAGUUUCUGUCAUUAAUUCUGCCAUCAGCAACCUCGAAUGGGGCAACGCUGAAGCCACUGACAUUUAUAACUUCCUGUUGGCUAGGAGCUCAUCAACCACCGUUACCUCAUCCUUCAUUCUAAUGAUCACUGCAUUAGUCGUUAAAAUGUUUCAUUAGACCAUUAUUUAUUUAUUAAUUUAAGUUAUGUUUACUUGUAACUUUCUAAAAUAGUAAAUAUUUUAUAAAAAAAUAGUUUGGUUCUUUAUUUAGUAACUCCAUCGCUUAAUUAAUGCUUACCAGUUUUAUCGUACAUUAUGUAAAUGAAUAAAAUGAAUUGCUAGAAUAUGUGUUUAUAUCAGCUAGGCGCAAUAGAUUUGAAGCCAAUCUUAAAAUUUGUUUACUACCGUACUAAUUAAAUUUCCACCUCAUGUCUGAAGAUGACUAAUAAAUACAUUCUCUGUCUGUGGCUGUGACUUCUACAGGUUUAAGAUUCACCACUUAGUGUAUGGUAAGCUGCAAGCCUCCUGUGUAAAAUGAAUCUGAAUAAUGUAGUGAGAAGGAGAUGAGGAGCGAAGCUUAUGCUCUAUGAUCUUAUGUUAUAUUAAAUUCUUAAAUAAAUGACUCUCCUUAACAAAUGA